GCUACUGUGAAAAUAACAGUCAGCUGCGCUGAGAGGUGGGCAGGAGACGGCCGCGGACCCGGAGACGGCAGGGAGAGCGCAGAGACGGCCGCAGGUGAUCAUGUGGAAGGCGCUGCUUCUUCAUAUGUUCCACUUGUCGUUAGUGAGCCUUUUCUCUCUGAUCCAUGCCACAUGUGAUCUUCAACCUAUUACUGGUGAUGAUGCUACAUUUUGUGGUGAUGAUCUCCACGUUGUAUAUUCAGACAUAGGUGAUGUGUCCUGCACACAUAUUCCACUCUGUCAGAACUUCACCCGAGACCUGAUUAAGAAGUGGGGCUCCCCGGUGGUUACCUACUCAAACGCCCAGAAGGAUAAGCUUUAUCUCCUGAUGAUGGUCGACCCAGAUGCUCCCAGCCGAGAAAAUCCCAGUUUUAAGUACUGGAGACAUUGGUUACUCGCUGACAUACAGAGAUCCAAUAGGACAUCCUCCAGUGGGUACUGUCAUGUCGAACUCCUGGAAAACCGUUUACCGGGACAGGAUCUUCUAUCUGGAAAAAGUCUUAAAGGAAGGGUGAUAACAGACUACAAAGGUCCCUCUCCUCCUGCAAGCACUGGAUAUCACAGAUAUGAAUUUCAUCUGUAUCUGCAGCUUCCAGGUUCCUUCCCUUCUCUGUCACCAUCUGAGGAGGAAUCUCGUGGUAAAUUCGACCCUGAGGCAUUCUCGACGCGCUUCAGCUUAGGGAUACCAGUGGCCAGCACUCUGUUUAUGGUCCAGAAUCCCCAACAAAAGGAUCUCUAAAAUGUCCAAGCAGCGAUCGCCUCUGCUCAGAUGAUUGCUGCUGUGUCCUUGCUGAAUAUUGCAGAUCACUGUGUAACAAACCUACUGCUCGUUUUACCCCGUAUACUUAUGUGUGUGAGGACUGUCGGGGGUCAGCAACCUCUGGCACUCCAGCUGUUGUGAAACUACAACUCCCAGCAUACUCCAUUCGCUUCUGUGAGCGUUCCGAGAACAGCCAAGCAGGUACGCGUGCUGGGAGUUGUAGUUUGACCGCAGAUGGUUGCUGAUACCUGGUCUAUCUAAUAAGAUAGAUGUACUUGUAAUGCAGCGUGCUACAGUUUAUGUGAUUAGCGUAGUUGUGAACACUUCAGUGUAUUCUGGUGUAAUCAUGGACAGUAGAUCGUCUCAAAUAAAAUGAAAUGUUUG
Messenger RNA from Bufo gargarizans (Asiatic toad), 1183 nucleotides. RefSeq names its product phosphatidylethanolamine binding protein 4 (gene PEBP4). NCBI's taxonomy places the organism in Eukaryota, Metazoa, Chordata, Amphibia, Anura, Bufonidae. The transcript has 8 exons. Bases 101 to 778 code for a protein of 225 amino acids. The record is from RefSeq and is a predicted model, not a curated record.